AGUUAGUUUUGUUCUGUCGACUGGUAUAUGAAAAACUGGAGACGUCGUUGUAGUUGUUAUUGUUUUAUCGAGAAGAUGUCCGCCCGCGGCGUGAUGUCCUCUCUGCCGCCGGUGUUCCAGCACCCGGCGAACAAUUUCCAAGGACCCCCCAUGAGUUUCAAACUGCAAAUGGGGGUUUUGCUCUUGAAGUUUCUGCUUUACCACAUCCCCUUCUUCCUCUUUAUGUGGUACCUCUGGGUGACGGAGACCUUCAUCCCCAACCACUACGCAGACCUCCUGUACGUGUUACCCUUGAGCAUGACGGCUGUCGAAGCGAUCCCGUGGAACAAGUGCACGCAUCCGAAGAAUCUCAAGUACAUCUUGCCUUUGCGCGUUUCGUUCCCGUUUCGCUUGGUGUUCGUCUACAUUGUGCAGAUUUGCCACAUCCACGUCUUGACCUCGUUUUUUCAAGUCGGUGGUACCAAGUCCUCGCUGAGCGGCGGCGGGCCGUGGCACUUGUUCGGCGCUAGUACAAGUAAAACUUCGUCUGAAGAUUCCAUCAUCGCGACGGAACAAAAUUCAGAAUCGCGGCCGAGCAAGAAGGCUUUGGGUGGCAUGAUGAAGAAGACCACAAGCCAGCAGGAGCGCCAAGACGGUACUGCUCCGACGUCUGACAGCUCAGGACCGCUACAAGAUAGUACAGCAAACAAAAACGGGAACGGUCCAGGCAACAACAAGGAAAUCAUUCCAUUGCCGGGGGAAGACCCCGUCCCCGCGACACCGAAGUUGAAGACUAUGUCGGUCAUCCUGCCCUGCGCCGGCGAGGGCGAGUACGCGUUUAAGACCGCGCGGUCCAUUUUUCAGUCGUGGGACAUCGCGAAGGGCGACGACGAGAACGACGACCAUCCUACCCUCCACGAGAUUAUUGUGGUGGACGACGGGACGCAGCCGAAGUUAGCCGAUACGCACCUGCCGGAGCAGGUCACAAAAGACUACCGGAUCAAGAUUGUCCGGAACGACCGGACCGUCGGCUUGAUCAACGCGAAGAAGAUCGGGGGCGACCACGCGACGGGCGACAUUUUGACCUUCUUCGACUGCCACGUGGCACCCCAGAACGACUGGUACGUGCAUUUUUUCGAGAAAAUCAACGAGAACUACAAAAGGAUCGUCGUGCCGUCCAUCACCGCCUUGGACUUGAACACCUGGAGCCAGCAGGGCCGGCACGAAGCGGGCGUGGCCAAGUGCUACUUGACGUUCGACGCGGAUUUCAAGUGGUUUAACUCGGAUGAUGACUACGUACCCCUCCUCUCCGGGGGAUUGCUCUCCAUGUCGAAACGGUGGUGGGAGGAGACGGGCGGGUACGACGAAUUCAUGAAGGGCUGGGGCGGGGAAAACAUCGACCAGUCGCUUCGGACCUGGCUGUGUGGGGGCGAGAUGAUCACGUUGCCCCACGUGCAGGUGGCGCACAUGUGGCGCGUGCACUCCGACCCGCGGACGCAGCGGAAGUAUUCCGUCCCCGGGAACUCCGUCACCGUGAACCGGUUCCGGGCGGCGAAGGCGUGGAUGGGGGAGUACGCGCAGAAGAUGGAGAACGAGUUCGGGUACGGGCGGGGGCAGCGGGGGUCGAACUGGUACGGCGAUUUGGCGAACUUGCUGUCCGUCAAGCAGUAUGGAUUGCAAAAAUGUCUGGGUCUGGAAGAUUCCGAGAUUUGUGAUGCAUAUUUCUCAUGACCCAUGAUGCCUGUAAUGCAUGACCUAGCAUCACAGACUUUUAGAGGGCUUCCUGAUAUGCCUCCCGCAUGAGAAAUGCCCUGUCCGCGUAGCACAAUAAACUGGACCCCUCUUGCUGGUCAUGCAAUACAAUUUUUCCUAGAAUCCAGAAACAGCGUGAUAAGUUGCAAGCUUCCAGACCCAGACAUUUUUGCAAUCCAUAAACAGAAGAACAACUGCCGGGAGUUUGGGUGGUACUUGAACCGGUUCCGCCACGUGUACAUCGACGGGGGCUUGAUCCCCGAGCACACGUUCCUCAUCGAGCAGGUCUUCAACGAAAAUGGGAAAGUCGCAGGAGCAGCGCAGGAGUCCUCCUCAAGUACUAAAAUAAAUCAGAAGAAAAAAUUAUGUCUUACCUAUUUGCGCGGGUCCGGCACGUCGUCCGAUGGGAACGGGGAAGUAGGUUUCAAGGAUUGCGACCCGCGAAACGACCGGCAGCGGUGGCACUUGGCGAACUACAGGAAGGGGUUGCGUGCGUGGAACACGGACCAGUGUCUGGUCGACCGGGGCCAGAACAAGUUCCAAACCUACAUCUGCGACAUCUCCGGGCGGGACAUUUCGGAAAAUUUCAAAUUUUUCCCCGACAGCAGGUACGGCAGCCGCGAGGCGUGGGCGGAGAAGCCGGUCCUCGAGAUGGAGAACACGGUAGGCCAGAUGGUGAUGGGCAUGGGGGAAGCCACCUGCGUGAACCAGUUCGGCGCCAGGUACAGCUGCAAGUCAGAUGUGAAUCCGGUGUUCCGGCUGCGGGACUUCAAAGUACCCCUGGAACGGGAACUGUUUGUGAAGCAGGGGUUCGCGUAGAAGCAGGGUGAGGAAGAUGUUCGGUGGAGCUUGCUGGUGUGGUUGUGUGUUUCUUGUCGAUCAUCUGAGGAAAAGAGCAGUUGAAUGCUGUCACGCCAAGAAGACUUUUUUACGGAGAAAAUGUUCUUCCGGAAUAAAGAAGUGAUGAGACGAACAUACAAAAACCAGGCACGGCUUGUUUGAGAGCAGGAACCUUUCGCGAUUUUGGUGUACCUAGUAAAUGCAAUGGCAGAGUAGAAAAUGAAAAUGCUUUUUAUGUGGAGGUGGAGACUGUAGUGUGGGCAUUUCAAU
Amoebophrya sp. A120 is the source of this 2841-nucleotide messenger RNA. The record is from the annotation of a GenBank genome assembly. NCBI's taxonomy places the organism in Eukaryota, Dinophyceae, Syndiniales, Amoebophryaceae.